AUUUAAAUUUAUUCUUCCUUAAAAGUCUAAUUAUUAUUCUAAGUUUGGAUCAUAAAUUUUCCUUGUUCUUCAAUGUGAAUAUCAUUAUAAAAUAAUGACAUUUCAGCCGUGGAAGCAAGCCUUUAAUAAUUUACCAAAUCAAUUUUAUCGUAAUAUUAACAAUAAAAAUGAUAGCAGUGAUUCGGCUUCAUCGACAUUUAAUAGCAGCAAAAUGAAAAAUGGUGACAUCGAAAUUUCUGGACCGUCAUCGGUAUCAAAUCUAAAUAUUUUGUCACCGCAAUCAUCGACAUCAACAUCCCAUCCAUUUGAUUUUAACAAUGAGCACUACCAAUCACAAGUUUCUGCUUCCACAAAUAAUGUUCUUAUUGAUAAUGAACCAGUCAUUGCAACUAAUAAAGGCUCCCUUAAUGGUACAAAAUUUUCCAUCUUUUCGCAAUUAAUUAAUUUAAAUAAAAUCAAUGCCUUUGACAACCUACUGCUCAAUGCAUCUAUGAGUCUAGAUGACGACGAUUUUAGUUGUGAUAAAAGACAAGGAAUGAAAAAGCUUAUGGAACAAGCAAUCAGCGAUGAGGCAAAACAGCAAAUUGCAUUUAUUCUGGAAAAAAUAUCAACAUUACGUCCAGCCGAAAAACUUUUGUUGUAUCUUAAAAUGCCUGGUGGUCAUUGUGAAGUUGAUCCAUUAAAACAAUCGCAGAAUCCCCUAGGUUCACGUUCCGAGAUAUCACAUACUAUAAAUUGGGUUCGUUCACAUCUAGAGCAAGAUGAUAAAGUUUCAAUUCCGAAACAAGAGGUAUAUGAGGAUUAUGUGACAUUUUGUGCAAAAAUUAACAUAAAGCCCUUGUCAACGGCUGAUUUUGGAAAGGUGAUGAAGCAAGUUUUUCCCGAUAUACGCCCACGACGUUUAGGUACAAGAGGUCACUCACGAUAUUGUUAUGCUGCAAUGAGAAAAGCUACAAAACUCACUGCACCCCAACUCCCUGAAAUUCGUAAUAACGAAGUUACAUCAAAGAAAAACAAUAAUAAUAAUGAUAAUAAUAAUGGAAGUGACAAUGAGUCUACAUGGAGAGUGAUUAAAAAUUGGUCUGAAAAUUUGCUCGGCAAUCAAUUUGAAUCUUUGGAUGAUCUUGCAGAGCACAUUUCUCAAAAUAAUUUAAAUAUCACAUCAAUAUCAUCUACCUCAAAGCAAGUGCUACAAAAGAAAUUGAUGCAGCGUGAAAUGAAGGAUAGAAAACGAAACAACAAUCAAUCAAUUCGAAAACGUCGUAAAAAGCGAAGAGCAUCAACAACAUCAUCACCUGAACAUACAUCGGAAUAUUAUAAUACAGCGAGCAUUCAAAUAAAACAAGAAAAAGAAACCGAUGGAAGUGCGAUCGAAAACAAUGAUGAUCAUUCAGAAAACUCCUCAGAUGUUCCAAUGAAUUUGUCAAAUACAGAACAAUCGAGACGUAUCAAAAAUGAGCAAACCACAAGUACAAAUAUACUACAACAAGGUACAAGCUCUCAGUUUUUGGAUAGUGAUACAAUAAAAAAUAAACUGAAGAAUAAGUUAUUGCCAAUAGUUGAGGCAAAUGACCAGAAACCGGAAGAGAAUAAAUAUAAUAUUUUCUGUAAAAAAGUUCGUCAAGCUCAACAAAUGAAAAUGUCUGCUGCUGCAAAUCCUCCUAAUAUCGUAACAUCUACAGUAACUAGCAAUCUUUUUGUUAAUCCUAAUAAUCAUCCUGGAUCGAUGCAUGCACCUUACAGCCAUAAUUCAAAUGUCAUAAAUAACCAACCAAAUUUAGACCAUCCAAACGAGUCAACGAUAUUAAAGCCAACAUCUUCUAAACGCAAGCAAAAGCGUGAAACUAUUCAAAUGAUGAAACGAAAAUUAGAAGAAUCAGCAGCUGCAAAUGAAUCACCAUUAAAUUCAGUUGAUUCAAAUGAGUUGCCUCUUAAAGAAGAUUUCAUAUUGCCUCGUGAGAGAUUCAUAAGCAUUUGCAAUAUGGAUCGUAAUGCAUUAGAUACUUAUUUGAAUAAUAGUGAGGAAAAUUCACAAGAUUUGGAAUUAUUACAGUAUUUUGGUGAGGACAAAAAUCAUAAUAAAAAUACUGAAUGCAUUGAAGAAGAUUUGGGACCAAUGACAACUACUGUUCCACUUUUAGAGAAUUAUCAAUUAAAUUUCAAUGAAAAUAAUAACAAUAAUAAUAAUAAUAAUAAAUGUGAUAGACAAAAUGCUGAAAAAAUCAUGCAAUUGAGAUCAAUAUUAGAAGAGAAAUACAACACGUCAUGUAGUGCUGCAAACCCUUCAACUAGUAAUGAUUCUGUCAUUAAAAAUUUAUUACUUAAGAACCCCCAUUUGCAGCAUCAUCACCAUCACCACAAUCAUCAACAGCAACAAAAUAUGAGUAAUGAUGCGGCAGAUUUAUUUCAAGGAUCUGCAUUAACUGGAGAUCAUCAACAUUCGGGAAAUUUUCAAAUGAAUUCAAUUCAAUCCAAUAUUGGACUAUCUGACAAAUUAAUAGUUCCACAAUCCCCAAAUACGCGACGUAAAAAUUUUAGUUUUGUACCAAUUCCAUCGCAGUCUUCUCGCGUGAAAAAUAUUAACUUGAAUCCAGCAUUUAGAACCAAUGGAAAUGGUAAUGUCAAUCAACCGACAAGUCCAUUUAUAAGUCCACGAGUAACACCAGUUUCAACUAAGCAGCCAAAUAAUCAACAAUCUAUAAGUGUUCGAUCUCCAAAUGUCUCGAUUGACACAUCUAAAAACAUUCCACUGUUGGGCGUUAACAAUACAGCAUUUUGUCGUCCAACACAUUUUAAGAUGGAACCGAAUUCAGCACCACCAAGUCCUUCAAUGGCUCCUCAAAAUCACUUUAAUUUUAGCCCACAUUCACAACAACAACAACAACAGUUUCAAUUUAGUAAUCAAAGUAUUGCUCCACCACAGCAGCAGCAGCAGCAGCAGCAAGGAAGUACAACUAAUUAUAAUUAUCCAGUUGAGUCGCGUUCACAAAGUGUUCCACCUCAUUGUACAAAUAACAUUUAUGGCGGAAAUAAUAAUGCAACAUAUAACAAUUAUUCUUCAGCAUGUAGCUCAAUGGCAGCAACGCCGGUACCAUCAGAUUAUCAAGAAUUUAAUGAUACAAAUAUACUAGAAAUAUUCAAUAAUGAGCAGCCACCCUUAUCAUCUACGAUUAAAAUGGAAACAAAUGAUGAUGUCAUUAGUGAUUUAUUAGAUAAUGACUUGUUGAAUCAAAAUUCAAACCAUUCUGAAAGUGAUUCGUUGCUUUCGGGUACAAUGCGUCCUAGAUUCAAUUCAAUAUCAAGAUCAGUGCCAUGUACACCUUUACCCUAUCAUUCAAACAACAACUACACUAAUGUAAAUGGCAUCAGCAUGAAUACAUCUGUUCCAAACACGCCAAUUACAAAUUCAUCAAAUCCAUUCCGUUAUAGUCCAGAAUUACAGCGUACUCGAGAUUUUCUUAUUAAUGGAUUUAAUAAUAAUAUUAAUCACAAUAAUAAUAAUAUUAUUAAUAAGCUUUCAAAAGCUCAUGACGGAACAGCUACAAUUGAUGAACUUGAUACAAAUUUGCUAAACAACUUGUGAACAUUUACGUCGUCAAUAUUUGUUGUUUAAGAGACAUUUCUCAUUUCAUUUUCAGGUAAGAAUCAAUGGAAACUGUGUACAAAAUAUUACCAACAAUAUGUGGAUUAUAAGUGUCAUCAAUGAUGUCGUUACAAAAAUCAAGUGAUGUUAAUUAUAACAAAAAAAAAAAAUAAUAAUAUUUUUUGGUUCUUUUGCAACAUGAUUUUCUAAAUUGAGAAAUUAAUGAACAAAAAAGAAUUACGAUAUGUAUCGUCGAUUGAUAUCAAUCAUUGUAUAAGUGGAAAUUCAGUGCACAUGAAGAGUGAAAUUUCAUCGUGAAAAUGAAAUAAUAAUUAAAUUGAUUGUCUGUCAUUUUGUGGCACUGUAUCGUAUACACAUAUGUGAAUGCAUGUUUUGGAGGUGUGUAUUAAAUGUGAACAAGAAAUGUGUAGAAUUAGAGCUGGAAAGUUUCAACAUGAGAAUGGAUUAUGAUUGAUAUUUCCAAUUUGGAUCAUUUUAAUGAAAAAUUAUUAGUGUAAAGCUUCUUCAUUCUGUUUGGGGUCAUUCACUUAAUACAUACUUCAUUAGAGAGGAGAGGCUUUUGUGACAAUUUGAACAAAAGAUAAAACCAAAUCGGUCAAGGAGAUAGGAGGAAGUUCAUAAAAAAAUAUCUAUUUUUGAUGGACCUUAUCAGUGAAGGACCCGUUUUACAAUUUUCAUCUCUUAAUUUGAUUCAUCGAAAAUGAAUAAUGAUAAUUUUAAUUAGCAUUGCUCGAGAAACUGUAUAAUUAAAUUGCCGUAACUUUUUAUCCAUACGAUAAUUUUAAUUAGAAGCGACAAAUAAAAGAAAUGGAAAUAGAAUUGAUAAGAGUAAAACAUUGUUCAAAUAUAAGAACGCGUACAAAAUUUAUAAAUAGACUAUAGCUGCAAUAUUUGCAGAUAUCUUUUAUGUCUAUAGCAAAAAAAAAAGAAAUAUGAAGUCAAUGACUUAUUUUGCAAUUUAAAGAAUCCUUAAAGUUUCUCUAAAAAGUCGAGCCAAAAUCGAUUCGGUAACUUGAAGGAUGAUUGUUCAUUUUUUUUUCUAUAAACGUGCGACAUUUAAUUACAUUGAACAACUUUUCUUCAGAUUUUUC
Chironomus riparius is the source of this 4695-nucleotide messenger RNA. NCBI's taxonomy places the organism in Eukaryota, Metazoa, Arthropoda, Insecta, Diptera, Chironomidae. The record is from the annotation of a GenBank genome assembly.